AUGGUGAGCUCACUUGCACCCACCGCUGCUAAACUCCACCAGCUGCAAACCAAGGUGCCAACCACGCAGGCACCGCUGGUGCGUCUGCCCAGCGAGCUGCAAUCCCUCAUCUUCCAGUACACUCCCCGCUCAGGCCUCGUCACCUGUCUGCGUGUCAACUCGGCCUUCUACCAUUUUGCACUCCCUCUUCUGUUCACCCAUGUUCACGUUCCCGAACUCCACGGAAGGGGACCUGCUCUCACAAUGGUCCGCGACGCCGACGCCGAGGGACCGUUUGGUUCUCAAACCAUGAAGCGCCCUCUGAUGCGCAAGACCUGGCUCAAGAAGGUCGAGUUUAUCGACCUCGAUCCACACCGCAAGGGAAAGUGCCCAAGCGUCCUCCGCGGCUAUGACAACCUCAAGGUCCUCCGAAUGAACUUCGGCAAGAACACACGCUUCACCGAUCUCCAUCACCCUCUUCGCUAUGGUGUCAACUCAGUCAAGCCGUGCGCCAACCUUCUCUACAUGCGCCCUGAGACUAUGAUCGUGCGCGGCAUACAUGUUAGGGCUCACUCAAACCUCAAAUGGGUCCUGCCUGUUUCUAUCCUGGAGCGCACGAAACGACAGAUCUUUGUCAUCACGUAUCCAGCAGGCCGCCCUAGCAUCGGGUGGAACCACCUGGUCUCCCACUUUGGACCUGUCGUUGAAGACAUCACGAUCAUCUUCUUUCCCAUCGCCCGUCCCACCGUUACUGUCGAAGCGAUUCUCGAGGACGUUCACAAUGACAAUGCCAAGGGACUGCUGGACACCUGCGCGCCAUCCAAGUCGUACAUUCACAUGAUGAGGUUGAUUGUGUACCAAGCGUUCAACAAGGCCACCCUGCGACGUCUCACAUUUGUCAACGCCAACCCGUUCCACUUGGAGACCCCCGACGAGGAGACAUGGAGUGUUGGCGUGGGGGUUGACGACGUUCUGUUGAAGGCGCUUGUCACAGAGGCCCGCAGACCAGGCUUUGGUCGCAAGGCCAGGACAGAGAAGGAGGUCAGUGACAUGAUCCGCACUAUCGGCCGCUGGGAAUACCUCGAUUCUGAAGAGUGCAAGAUGGUCUUUGACCCGAAUGAGGUUGACUCGUGGUUUGCUUGCGCUCCCAGCGCCUAG
Molecule: messenger RNA, 1137 nt
Organism: Apiotrichum porosum
Lineage: Eukaryota; Fungi; Basidiomycota; Tremellomycetes; Trichosporonales; Trichosporonaceae
Exons: 1
Coding region: 1-1137 (378 amino acids)
Molecular function (GO): protein binding
Source: RefSeq, a predicted model, not a curated record